Messenger RNA from Cylindrotheca closterium, 2964 nucleotides. NCBI's taxonomy places the organism in Eukaryota, Bacillariophyta, Bacillariophyceae, Bacillariales, Bacillariaceae. The record is from the annotation of a GenBank genome assembly.
AUGAUUGUCUCGCGCUCUGGAAAGGUUGUGGAUGUCUGUGGCUAUGAUCCUUCCACCACUAGCCGCCAACUUGAGGUUGUCACUGCUGCUAUUGCAUACGAUCGACCAACCACCGGUGAAACCAUCAUCCUCGUCCUCCAUCAAGCCAUCCAUGUCCCGAAUAUGGACCACCAUCUUUUGAGCACAAUGCAAUCACGGACAAACGAUGUUACCAUUAAUGACCGCCCAAAAUUCCUUACUGCCUGCCCCAAUGACAACGACCACUGCAUCCUUGCCCCAUCUGACGAUCCCGACGAUAUUACCCGCCUCCCGCUACGCAUCCACGGCACCAUUUCCUAUCUCAAUGUCCGCAAGCCCACCGCCGCCGAAUUUGCCAACUGCGAACAUGUCUCCCUCACCGCCGACGCACCAGACUGGGACCCCCGCACCACCAAAUACCAACUUGUUGAAGACUCUCUGGUCGACAAUGCCGGAAGACUGCUGGAGAGAGGGGACCUGAAAGACCGACACUUCAUUUCACCGCUCUAUUCUGAACUCUCCACCAAUAAUCCACGCAUCAUCUCCGAAACCGUUUCCCAAGAACAUGCUAUCCUACACAAAAUUGAUCCCAGAUUGAACGACCAUCACUUCUCACAACAGCUGAGUGACAUGGUUCAAAUCUCUUCUGUUCGGUCCGCAUACAAAGGCCCUGCAGUUGACGCGAUCAAGCUAGCACGCAACUGGGGGAUUGGGAUCGAAGCACCCACAAAGACAAUCCAAGCAACUACCCAACGAGGAGCUAGGACUAUACUGCACCCAUCCCUGACCAGGAGACGACCAACAAACGAUCGCUUCAUCCGACUCCGACGAUUAAAUCACAACCUAUAUGGCGAUCUGAUGAAAGCCGAUGUGAAGUCCAAGAGAAUGAAUGAAUACGCACAUAUUUUUGGUGCAGACAAUGGCUGGUGCCGGGCCCAUCCACUUCGAACAAAAGGACAAGCACCUGAAGUGCUAUCCACCUUAUUCAACAGGGACGGCGUUCCACCGGCCUUGAUAGUUGAUGGAGCAAAGGAGUUUGUCAGUGGGGACUAUAAGAAACGUGUCCAACAAGCUGGAUGUGACCUCCGCACGACGGAGCCAUAUUCACCAUGGCAAAACACUGCUGAAGGCACAAUCAGGGAGCUGAAGAAAGACACUGCACGCGUCAUGCUCCGUACUGGAACGCCAAAGAGGCUAUGGGAUGAUUGUUUGGAACAUCGGGCCUACAUCCGAUCUCACACUGCCCUUAACAUAUACAACUUGGAUGGGGAGGUGCCGGAGACUGUUAUGACUGGACAGACUGCAAAUAUUGGUCCAUGGUGUGAUUUUCAAUGGUAUCAAUGGGUAAAAUACUACGAUGAGACCGCAAAAUUCCCUGAUGAUAAGAUGUCCCUUGGACGAUACUUGGGACCAAGCCCUGGAAUCGGAUCCCUCUUGACUGGAAAGAUACUUAAGAACAACGGGAACUACCACCACACCUCCACCUUCAGAGCCCUAACAUCCGAAGAAAUGGCUGACGACGCCAAGAAACGCCUACAUAAUGACUUCAAUACCUAUGUGAAUGACAAGUUGGGUGACAAGGCAAAGCCUGAAGAUCUCAGUGAGGACGAUCUCACCCCUACAUAUGACCGUUAUGAGGAUGAUUCUGGAGAAGGAUUGGAUCUGUUGCCUGACAGGGAUGAGCAGCAGCACGACUACUAUGAUCGAUACCUCAAUGCUGAAGUGCUGCUUGCUAGAGGGGACAAGAUGGUGACUGGAAAGGUCACUGGACGAAAGAGGGAAGCAGACGGAAAUCUGAGAGGAAAUGGGCAUGCUGUCCCAAUGCUGGACACUCGCACAUAUACCGUUGAAUUCCCUGAUGAGGCCAAAGCCACUUAUGCAGCAAACGUACUUGCUGAGGGAAUGUACCUGCAAUGUGAUGAGAACAGCAAUCAAUUCCUCCUGCUCGACUCCAUCAUUGACCAAAAGACAGAGAAGACUGCAAUCCAACCUGGCAACAACAGAUUCCGAUACCAUGGACGACUUGUCCAGAAACGUACAACAAAAGGAUGGCAGCUUUGUGUCCAAUGGAAGGACGGUACCACUACUUGGGAGCUACUGUCUGAUCUCAAGGAAUCUUUCCCCAGUGAGGUUGCUGAGUAUUCCGUCGCAACUGGAAUAGAUCACCUACCUGCAUUCAAGUGGUGGGUUCCAUACAUCUUGAAGAAACGAAAUGCAAUCAUUGCCAAAGUCAGGAGCCGAUACCACAAGCGAACACACAAAUUUGGCAUCAGAGUUCCCAAAACAGUCCAAGAAGCCCGUGAACUUGAUCAAAUCAAUGGCAACAACUUGUGGGAACAGGCCCUUUUGAAGGAGAUGAGCAAUGUUCGUGUGGCUUUCAAGAUGCUCAACAAGGAAGACAAAGCACCAGUUGGGCACACCAAAAACAAGUGCCAUAUCGUUUUUGAUGUCAAAAUGGAAACACUCCGCCGGAAAUGCCGACUGGUUGCUGGUGGCCACAUGACUGAGGCACCAUGUCCUAGCGUAACUUACUCGAGCGUUGUAUCUCGUGAAUCUGUCCGAAUUGCUCUAACACUUGCCGCUUUAAAUGCAUUGGAAGUCAAAGCUGCUGACAUCCAGAAUGCCUACUUGACAGCGCCUCUCGUCAGUGAAAAGAUUUGGACAGUGUGUGGCCCUGAAUUUGGGAAGGACAAAGGCCGCAAAGCUUUUGUUGUACGCGCAUUAUAUGGAUUACGGGCCGCUAGGCAUGACUACAGAACAUUCCUCUCGGAGUAUAUGCAAAAUCUGGGAUGGAAACCUUGCUUGGCCGACCCUAACGUAUAUUACAUGCCAAUGACAAGACCUGACGAUGGCUUUGAAUACAACUACGCCUACGCACUCCUCUACAUUGACGACAUAUUAAUAAUCCACCACGAUGCUAUGGGAGCGCUCAAGAAAAUCGACUAG